UUCAUUCACAGACUCUUGUGGAUUGUCUUGAAAAUGGUCAAAAUUGCACAGAAUAAAUUGCUUUCCGUAAUUACUCAAUUCAUUCUUUUGGUGCCAGUCUCUACGACAUGCUUUGACUCCUCCAUUGCCCAUCCACUACCCGAUUAUGACCCCAGCCACCCAAUAUUGCGCGAUGCCUUCGCUCACAUCGCCGCAUUGUUGGAGAUUACGACAGAAGACCCUAAAUACGAUUCCUCAUCAUUCUCAAUCGAGAUCACAUCAUCGAAAGAGACUUUGUGGAGCCACCAUCAUACAGCUCGCAAACGAAACGCAACCCGACCCGACAUUCCCCAAGUAAAUGGCGAUGCAUUAUACAGAAUUGCUAGCAUUACCAAGACAUUUACCGUGCUUGCAAUCCUUCAGCAACAUGAGUCUGGAAAUUUGAGUCUAGAUGACACUGUGGAUAAGUAUCUCCCGGGCUUGUCGCAAAAGCAAAACGGCACAAUACCGUGGACAGGGAUCACACUGCGCUCACUCGCCAGCCAACUUAGCGGCAUACCGCGUGAAUUCGGACAAAGUGAUCUGAUCAAUGCAGACGCGAACAGUCUCUGGAAACCCGAGGACCUGGGUCUUCCUCCCGUCUCUCGCGAAGGUCUGCUGCAAUGUCAUGAAUAUUCACCGAACUUCAAGACGCCUUGCACAGGCGACGACCUCUUACGUACGGUCAAAAAUUUGGACCCAAUAUUCCAACCGAAUCAACAAUCGACAUACUCAAACCUCGCUUUUGAGAUGCUCGGACUAGUGAUCGAAAAGGUUACCAAUCAGACCUACGAUACAUACAUCCAGGACGCCAUUCUUACACCAUUAGGCAUGUCCAAAAGUACUCUGUCUCUGCCUCCGGAUAGUGCAGGCGUAAUACCGUUAGGGUUUCAUUAUUGGGAUGUCGAUGAGGGAGUGCGGAAGCCGACAAGUGGAAUAUACACCUCUUCAAGCGACCUAUCGAUCUUCCUGCGCUAUGUCCUAACACAUUACAAUGACAUCACACCGAGCUUGAAUUGGAUGAAUGCUGUUUCUUCAUCCUUGAAUCUCAACACUUUUUACGGCAUGCCAUGGGAGAUAUUCCAGACUGAGCGCAUCCUAUCCGAAUCACAACGCAACGUCCGCUUCGUAACCAAAGGUGGCGGGCUCCCAGGUUACAUCACACAGAUAAUUCUGAUGCCGGAAUACGAUCUUGGUAUUACUUUGCUGCUGGCUGGUCCUCUCAGUUCUCUCACGGAGCUUAUUGAGAUCGUCACUGUGCAUGCUACACAGGCAGCCGAACUGUAUGCCAUUACCGAACUCAGGCAGUUUUAUGCUGGGAAAUUCGUGUCUUCAGACCCAACCCUUAAUUCAUCUAUCACACUGGUCGCUGACCACCGUGGACUAUUCAUCGAAUCGUUCAUCUCAAACAGCACAGAUGUUCUGUACCAACUGCAGCACGCACAUCUGGUAGAAAGCGGAACUCCCAGGUUUCAGUUGGUUCCAACGCUACAGUAUCAGGAUGCUGAUGCGAAGAGAGGGUCCAAAUGGCGAUUCAUACCCAUUUCCGACCGCCCCUUCGAAGGUCCCGGAAUCUGGGACGAUUUCUGUGUUGCCGAUGUGGACAAGUUGAUGUAUGCGGGGCGAGUUCUCAAUGAAGCGAUAAUGUGGCGGGCGGAAGACGGCGCCUCCUUCAAUGAUAUCGAGCUGCCUGCGUACAGAGUCAAGCUCACUCGUAUCAUCGCGCAAUCUGAAUCCCCGAACGAAGAGGAAGAAAUCAUGGAACUUUAAUGAUGCUGUCCGAAAACGAAUUUUUACGUUGUACAUGGCGAAUGAUGCGGUCGGAAUUCUUCUGUAAAUUAGGACAGACUGCUAUAAUAUCAAGUACUCCUUAGUUGUGUCUCAGCACUUUGAUCCCUUUGCGUGGUUUUCCAUCUUCCUUUUAUGGAAAGAGAGAGUGAGGGUGCAUAUUGUCUAAACUAGUUGCCGUAAAGCUCCAAAAUUGCACUCAUAUUACUGAAUAUCAGGUGUCUAUAGACCAGGCCGCUGUCUUCACCAGGCACAGCGCAGUGGUGUCGAGGUUGACAGGACCGGCUCUUCUGAAUCGCUGUCCACGCCACAACACGCUAGACGUUAGUUGCCGCUAGUUACCGCUGGUUGCCAUGAGCCCUCACUCUAUGCUCGCAAUGUCAUGUCGUUGACAGCAUCCCUUUUCCAUUUUUAACAGAGGCACGAUCCGAGACAAAAAUAUUAUCAAAUGUAAUCUUGACUGUAGAAGAUGGUGGAAGAAUUUUGCUGAUGUUCUUCAUGCUGUGGCGCACAAUAUGUGAAGGUGAACGGGCGUCCAGCACUCGAAUGCAUCAAUUGAUAAUUGUUGAACCAAAUUAUUCCCUUUAGCACGGAAAUAAGGCGAUUCGUAGAAAUAUAGACAGUGGCAGUGCGAUGGGCUCUUUGUGUUGACCAGACGUAAAAUAUUCGAUCCAGUCUUCUAGAAUUGAAUGUCACGGCGAUCUCGAGCAAACACUAUAGGAGGACUUCACUCAUGAUGAGACACAAUCGACGCGUAGUAUCGUGACUCGACAAAAGAUUAUCUAAUUGAAUAAAAUUCACAGUGGUGGAGACGAUAGCUAAGAUAUAUUCACU
Molecule: messenger RNA, 2640 nt
Organism: Periconia digitata
Lineage: Eukaryota; Fungi; Ascomycota; Dothideomycetes; Pleosporales; Periconiaceae
Source: the annotation of a GenBank genome assembly